GUCACCAUGAAUUGUACUGAAAAAUGAAAACAAAGUAAUUUUGUACAAUUGUUGAUACGGAAAUAACAAUGCUGUUUGGGAAUGUUUUAACUCUUUACAUCUCGUUUAGUGCAAUCGAUUUAUAAAUAAUUGGAGUCAUUUUAUAAAUUGGUAAUAAUAUCAAAAUGUCUGCUGUGCCUGAAAUAAGAGUUUACUCCCCAACAGAUAGAGAAAAUAGUGGUGACAAAACUAAUAUUUUUACCUGGCACACUCCAAAGUUUGAGGUAACAACUUCCUAUGCAUCCAAGAGUGAAAACCAACAAUUGCGUUUCUUUGGUACGAAUAAUAAAGGUGUCAAUAUAUAUUUUAAGAGUGAUAAAUAUUCCUCUGACAUAUCGGACGCAUUCCAGCCGUUAGGAUUCGUUAAAUGGGAAAAUACGUUUAAUAUGAGGUCAUAUAAUUUGAGUAAUUUUCCAACUAGCACUACAAGUUACCGCACUGCCUACAGAUCUCAAGCUGUAGCUAUGCAGAGGGCAAGAUUGGGAUUUGUCACUGGAACUGCAAAAUCCCUUGAUGUAUUGAGACAAAACAUGCAGAAAUUUAUAAAUAAAGAAAUUGAUGAUAUUAUUCAAAAGUACGUUGAAAAAUUUUUUAAGCCAGGUAUUGAAAAUAUAAAAAUCAAUAAUGGGGAGAACUCUGUGUCUGAUCAACAUAUUCAUAGUGUUUGUCGGCAAAUUCUGGAAGAAGCCAAAAAAAUGUACCAAAGUACUGCUAAUAGAGGAGGUAGUCCAGCUGAUUUUGUGGAAACAGAGAAUGGCUCAUCGAGUGAGCAAAAAGCAAAUAAUAAUAAUUUCUCCAAAACUUUAUUAAAAAAGCGUAAGGAUUCUGAUACAGACUCUGAAGCCAGUUUUAUUCCAGUGAAACCAAAACGGAGGAAAGGUAGGCCACCUAACAUUUCUUCAGGACGUUCGACACCAAUGAAAUUUAAAAUUGAACAAGUAAGGAGAGAAGGUCCAAAAUGGGAUCCUUCUCGAUUAACUUCUGAUACUCGAUUCAUAAUGGGAGCUAAGGCAAACAAAGCUCUUGGACUUGGAGCUACUCGAGGCAGAUUAUAUAUUAAACACCCUGAGAUUUUCAAGUACUCUGGUGAUCAGGAAGAUAAGCAAUGGCUGUAUGAUCAUAAUUUAAUGCCAGCUACUGGAGGGAAAGCUUAUAUGCUACUGGUUGAAGACAUAAAAGAACUUGCAGAAUCGGAGGAAUAUCGAAAUAAUCCUGCUCUUAUGACUGAUGAAAUAGUUGGUUUUACUGUUCCUGAUUCUAUCAUUCAAAAAAUGAAACAAACUAUGUUACAUAUGCGAACUGACAUUCCUUCCAGAAAACGUGGUAGGCCACCUGCAUCAAAUUCUGAUGGGAAUGUUGAUGUAAAGAUUGAAGAUUUUACAUCUGAUGAAAAGCAUGGAUCUGGUACUGCUUCACCUACAGAUGAUCUAGACCUUUUAAAUUCAGAUAUGCGGUCUACAGAUCCUUCACCGUUUAGUUUAGGUACUGGAUUUGAAGAUGUUAGUCCAGCUCAACCUGAAAUUUCACCUGCGCCAUCUGAUCUCAGCACAACAUUUGAACCUCCAUUGUCUGCGCCAUUUGACAUAGGAACCACUCCCUGACUUAAACAUUUAAUUGAUACUUACUUAUUUUCACAACCACCUCAAUAGGAAUCACAAAUGUUUCAGAACACACUAAACUCUGGCAACCACAAGCAUAACAGUAGGUAACCAUGCAGAUGAUAAUUCUUCGGUUUUAAAUGUUGUUUUCUUUGCCAUUUUGGUAUGCAAUUUUUUUUUUUUUUUAAAUUUCAAAUUUUAACAGUUUUUAGUGAUAAAUGAUGAUUAUUUUUUGUCUUAAACUUUAUUUUAAAAUAUGUGUUUGUGGGAUUUGCCUGCACUGAAAGAAAGUUGAGUAAAAUUUCAACAGGAAAACGUUAUUUUGCUGCAAAAUCACUGUAGGACCAAUGCAUUGAAUCUUCUCUAAAUCACUGUCAUCAAAUUUUCACCAGCACAAAAUAAACAAAAGCCUGCUUAUAAAAAGUUUAUUUUUUUUAGUAAAUACAUGGCUAAAACAUAAAAUAUGUAUAUAUAUAUUUUUUUAUAGCAGAAACUAAUUUUUUCUCUUCAUAAAAUUUGCCAAACUGAACUAAGGUGGUUGUGUUAAUAUGUAAGUACUGUUUAGUUUUAUUAAUCUAAUAAAAAUUUGCUUCCUUCUCAGUUGGAGAUCAAAGGGUCAAACUUUUGGUGGAAUAUUUACUCGGCAACAAUUGUAAAGGUGAUAAUAAUCAAUGAAAUAAUGGUAGUUUAUUUUAGUAAAAAAGAAAUUUGUCAUCAUUAAUGUCCAGAUAUCACCAAUCUGAAAAUUAUCCAGAUUACUUAUUCAAAUUAAUAAUGUGGUAUUUAAAAGGUAAUAAACUUAUUCAAUAUGCAUAAUGUAAAAUAACCUGUAAUAUUCUGAAUGAAAAAACGAUACUCUGUAGCCUAUAAAGCAGUUGCUUAUUGAACAUAGGCCUAUUAUUCCUUCU
Messenger RNA from Stegodyphus dumicola, 2545 nucleotides. Its product is annotated as deoxynucleotidyltransferase terminal-interacting protein 1. Gene Ontology annotation, molecular function: nucleosome binding; DNA binding. NCBI's taxonomy places the organism in Eukaryota, Metazoa, Arthropoda, Arachnida, Araneae, Eresidae. The record is from RefSeq and is a predicted model, not a curated record. Gene Ontology annotation, cellular component: nucleus.